UACAGUACAAUCAAAAACUUAGACAUUAAUUGUAAUCAUAAGUGACUUAUUGUGUGAAAAAUCUGUUGUUUUUGUUUGUUUUUCACAUAUUUUUUGUUUGUUUUAAAUGUUUUAUCCAAUUGAAGACUCGACUGAUAUAUUAAAAUCGUUAAUAAGUGAGAAAAGCAAAGAAACCAUGUUUUUGGACCAACAGUUGCGGAACAUCCAGUCGAUGAUCCGGCUGACCAAAGGCAACCUGGAGGCGCUGAACGCCCGGUUCGCUCAGUACCAACACCCGCCCUCCAUGUACAUCGCCGAGUACGAGGACCUCACGUCCAAACUCAACGAGUUUCAGAGGCAGGAGGAGAAGCUCUUGGAACUGAUCGCUGAUUACGGCGACUACGAGGACUCGCCCAUUGAUAUCAUCGAUGGCCACAACUACGAGCUGUUGGCCAACGCCAGCUCCGGGUCCGGCAGUAGUAGUAGUCAACCGCGCACUCCGCUCAAGCCAGUGAUCCGGGCGCACCUUCCCAAUCAACAGCGCACUACUGUUCCCGUAUAUCCCGGACAGACGGUGCGCGAGGCGUUGGCCAAAGCCAUGAGGAGGCGUCGACUCACGCCUGAGAUGUGCUCUGUCUUCAUAUACCACAACAAACAACCCAUCGAAUGGGACAGAGAUAUAACACUACUGGAGGGACAGGAGAUCUUAGUCGAGACUCGCGAACGGUUCCCAAUCCAGACGAGUAUUUCACACAAUUAUGUUCGCAAAACAUUCUUCACGUUAGCGUUCUGUGAGUGCUGUCAUCGGCUCCUAUUCCACGGCUUCCGGUGCCAGACGUGCGGCAUUCGGUUCCACCAGCGGUGCGCCAACGCCGUGCCCUCCCUGUGCCAACCACUGCGCGUCGAAUCCAAUUACUACCGACACCUCCUGGCGCUCAACGAUCAGUCAACAUAUCUCUCGAACUCAAAGCAACCGCAGGUCUCAUCGCAAGCCUCACAGCCAUCGCAAACUCAUCGCUCGACCCCAUUAGGCCAGAGAGAGAGGUCCACUUCCGCGCCCAACGUCUGCUUCAAUCUAGUCUCUCAUAACGAUCUUACUAUCGAAGAGAUCCGUACACUCACUGGCGCCUCGUCAAUAGUUUUGCCCGCAUUUAUCUCUCCAUUGAAUUCUCGACGAACCAAUCCAUACAAUCCAUACGCCACUAUCGGUCCUAUCAGUGGAAAAGGUGCGUUUAGUAACUUACAUCCGCCCCAUUCCUCUGGUACGAUAGCUACCAGUUCCACAUCGGGAUAUCAGGGUUCCAUAUCUCCGUCUUCGUCGCCCACCCGCACCCAAUCGGCCGGCGGCUUCACCACUGGAAACAUUUGAGUCAAUUAUCUCUUAAGGAUUACUCGCAAGGACUACAUCCAAACCAAACGAAUUCUCGACAAACGCUCCAAAUUUCUGUCACUAAUCAUGAAUUUUUCGGAAAAUGUUUUAUUUUUUGAAAAUACACCGACAAAUGGAGUAAUGAAUUAUGAUUUCGAUUCCUAUUAACAAAAAUAAUGAUUACUGGAAAAGAAAUUUUAAAUAUUUUAUUGUAAAUAUAUUUUUCGGCGAAAAGCGUUCAAAACAAGCACUUCUUUUUGGAUAAUUAAUUAUAUUUUCAAUACUGAAUAGCAUUCCAGGCGUUACUUAAGUCUUAAACAAUUUUGUUGU
Oppiella nova is the source of this 1678-nucleotide messenger RNA. Lineage: Eukaryota; Metazoa; Arthropoda; Arachnida; Sarcoptiformes; Oppiidae. The record is from the annotation of a GenBank genome assembly.